UCCUUUAUUCCGUCACUUCCUUUAGCCGACCACCGACAUGCCUGCUGGAGAACCUGUUAUCGUUAUGUGCUAACCACGUUUUGAAAUGGAUGUUUUUAUUUGUAUUUUACCAAUAGUGUCGGUCGAUUAAACAACACCGCGAUUUCGGGUGCUUCUCCUCCACUUUAUCUAGUCUGUUAGAUCGGCCUAGCGAAUACAUUUAAACUUUAACCAUUCACUAACGCACUUUGUGGCCCGCCAAAAAGCUAAGCGGGGACGACUAGGAAGUCCCCCCGUCGGUCCUCUUUGUCGGUCCAUAGCAGCGCAGCCCGCCGAGGAGAAUGAGUGGAGGUGGGUUCAGCUUCGGCCAGUCCGCUGCCGGGGGGUUCGGGUCUUUCGGAGCCCAGAAACCCGCGCAGACAGCGGCUCCCGCAACGGCGUUCGGCAUGGCGACCUCCACGCCCGCCGCGGCUGGAGGAGGCUUUUCGUUCGCGACCGCCAGCCCCGCUCAGCCCGUCCAGUCAAACCCAGCCGGGGGCUUCAGCUUCGGCACCCCCGCGAAGAGCACUGCUGGCGGCGGCGGCGGCUUCUCGUUCGGGACCCCCACCCCCACCCCCGCGUUCAGCCUGACAGCUACCCCCCAGCCCGCAGCAACAGGGCUCACGAUGGGUACCACCACAGCAGCCCCGGCUCAGGGUUUCUCACUCGGCGGAGGUCUCACAGCUCAGAGCACCAUGGCAGCACCGGCCGGAGGGGGCUUCAGCUUUGGAGCAGCCGUCCAGCCGCAGAUGCAGGCUCAAAUGCAGCCACAGAUGCAGGCUCAGAUGCAAGCUCAGAUGCAGCCUCAAAUGCAGGCUCAGAUGCAGCCUCAAAUGCAAGCUCAGAUGCAGCCUCAAAUGCAAGCUCAGAUGCAGUCUCAAAUGCAGGCUCAGAUGCAGCCUCAAAUGCAGGCUCCGAUGCAGGCGCAGGCCCCCGCAGCGGCUGCACCUGGAGGCCUGGGGUUGGGGGGAUUCAGCUUCGGUUCGGCCAAGGUCCAGAUGACCACCGCGUCGGCAACGCCCCCUGCUGCGGCCGGUGGGGGCUUCUCCUUCGGCAACGCUGCUGCGUCUACCCUCUCCAUGGGAGUCCAGCCCACCCUAGCAGCGGCCCCAACAGUAGCAGCAGCGCCCAUGCAGGGUGGAGGAGGGUUCAGCUUCGGGAUCAAGCCAUCAUCUACACCCGCCCCCGCCUCCAUCGCCCCCGCCACCCAAGCGGCUCCCACCCUAAGCUCCUCCCUCUUCUCCAUGCCGAUCCCCACGUCCACCCCCAACCCGGCAGCCACCGGCUUCUCCCUGGGGGGCGCCGUGGCGACGGCGGCGAGCGUGGCCCCGACCGCCACAACGGGGGGCCUGGGCGUCAUGCUGAAGCCCCUUGGUGCGGCGACGGUGGCGCCCACGCCGGUCGCCACAUCCGCCGCCGUCGCCGCCCCCAUCACUGGCAUCGCCACGGGCUUCUCGCUGGGGAGCAUCAAGCCCACGUCCAUCGCGAGCGGCGUGGCCUCGCUGGCCACCGCCACGGCCGUCGCGGCGGCGGCCAUGCCGCCGGCCAUGUCGUACGCCCAGCUGGAGUCGCUGAUCAACAAGUGGAGCUUGGAGCUGGAGGACCAGGAGAGGCACUUCCUGCAGCAGGCCACGCAGGUGAACGCCUGGGACCGCACGCUGGUGGAGAACGGCGAGAAGAUCACGUCGCUGCACAAGGAGAUGGAGAAGGUGAAGCUGGACCAGCGGCGGCUCAACCAGGAGCUGGACUUCAUCCUGUCGCAGCAGAAGGAGCUGGAGGACCUGCUGUCGCCGCUGGAGGACUCGGUGCGGGAGCAGAGCGGCACCAUCUACAUGCAGAACGCCGACGAGGAGCGGGAGAAGACCUACAAGCUGGCGGAGAACGUGGACGCCCAGCUGAAGAGGAUGUCCCAGGACCUGAAGGAGAUCAUCGAGCACCUCAACACGUCCAGCGGCCCGUCGGACACCAGCGACCCGCUCCAGCAGAUCUGCAAGAUCCUCAACGCCCAUAUGGACUCCCUCCAGUGGGUGGACCAGAACUCUGUGCUGCUUCAGCGGCGGGUCGAGGACGUCUCCAAGCUGUGUGACAACACGCGGAAGGAGCAGGAGAAGACCUUCCGCCUGACCUUCGACUGAUCCAACAUAACUAACCGGCGUCGGCGCGGGUUUGAUUUUGGUUUUGUUUUUUCACUGAAGCAUCAUAAUUGAUUUCAAAUGCUCUUAUUAAACCCUACUUUCUGUUUCCCUGUUGUUUUGUUGAAUGCUUAUUUCAACGUCUUAUAAAAUAUUUUCAUUGUCCAGGUUUAUAUUUUUCACGCCAAAUCCAAUUAUGGGAUUUGUGGCUUCGAUUUGUGUUCGCACCGAACCGACCCAAAGGCAAUAUAUAAUAGUUUCAUUGACAGAAUGUGUUUGAUACAUAACCAAUAAAUGUCCUUCAGCGAAAACAUGUAUUUUUCUUUAACCUGUAAUAUUGACUUUACUUGGAAUGUGUUUAUUGUAGACAAAAAGAUGUAUGAGGUUACUAACUAUUUUGAGACUUGACAUUUAAUAAAAAUACAAGAG
Molecule: messenger RNA, 2579 nt
Organism: Gadus macrocephalus (Pacific cod)
Lineage: Eukaryota; Metazoa; Chordata; Actinopteri; Gadiformes; Gadidae
Gene: nup62l
Product: nucleoporin 62 like
Exons: 2
Coding region: 321-2153 (610 amino acids)
Biological process (GO): RNA export from nucleus; protein import into nucleus
Cellular component (GO): nuclear pore central transport channel; nuclear pore
Molecular function (GO): phospholipid binding; structural constituent of nuclear pore
Source: RefSeq, a predicted model, not a curated record